Messenger RNA from Cebus imitator (Panamanian white-faced capuchin), 499 nucleotides. Its product is annotated as 60S acidic ribosomal protein P1-like. NCBI's taxonomy places the organism in Eukaryota, Metazoa, Chordata, Mammalia, Primates, Cebidae. Bases 1 to 426 code for a protein of 141 amino acids. Gene Ontology annotation, biological process: translational elongation; cytoplasmic translation. The transcript is spliced from 2 exons. Gene Ontology annotation, cellular component: ribosome; cytosolic large ribosomal subunit. The record is from RefSeq and is a predicted model, not a curated record. Gene Ontology annotation, molecular function: ribonucleoprotein complex binding; protein kinase activator activity; structural constituent of ribosome.
AUGCCUGUAAGCUUCAGUAUUAAAGAACUGCUAAAAUUCACCGCCAGCUCUUACAAAUUUAAAUACAAGCAUCACAUACAGCAGCGCCAGCCCCACAUUCGCCAAUGUCAUGGCCUCUCUCUUGGAGCUCACCGGCACUGCAUCUACUUGGCCCUCAUUCUGUACCAUGAUAAGGAGGACAAGAUCAAUGCCCUCAUUAAAGCAGCUGGUGUCAAUUUUGAAUCUUUUUGGCCUGGCUUGUGUGCAAAGGCCCUGGCCAACAUCAACACUGGGAGCCUCAUCUGCACUGUAGGGGCUGGUGGUGCUGCUCCAGCAGGAGGUCCUGCCCCCUCCACUGCUGCUGCUCCAACUGAGGAGAACAAAGUGGAAGCAAAGAAAGAAGAAUCCAAGGAGUAUGAUAACAUGGGCUUUGGUGUUUUUGAUUAAACCUCUUUUAUAAUGCAUUCAAUAAAAAGCUGAACUUAAAAUUUUUUAAAUAAAAAUAAAAACAGAAUGCUUA